AUGCUGCCCGUAGAUGUGUUUGAUAAACCUGAACAUCACCUUCAUGGGAUCUGCAAGACGUCAUAUCCCGAUGGGAUGUUUAGCAAGCCACACAAGGGGCAUAAGAAGUUGCAGGUGAUUAUAUGUGCUUUCGUGGAGCUUUUCGAGAGGUUCACCUUCUUUGGGAUUGUAUGCAAUAUGAUCCUUUUCUGCACCAUCAAGCUGGGAUACAGCAGCUACCAAGCGGCCAUGGUAAACACGUGCUUUGUGGGAGCCUGCAUACUUGCGCCUGUUCUUGUGGGAUGGUUUGCUGAGACGUGUUUGGGAAGGACAACAGUUCUGUGUUUUUGUGCACUUCUUCAUUUCAUCGGAACUGCUUUGCUUCCUGUCGUCGCAUUCCCUUUUGAGGAUUUCUAUAUAAACACACACAAUAUAGUGCAUCAGCUUGAGCCUCAUGAGCAACUCAUACUAUUCUACUUGGCACUUGUUGCUGUGGCUCUUGGUAUCGGUGGAAUUCGUGCAAUCCUCUGCCCAAUGGCAGCCUAUCACCUUCAAAGUUGUGACCAGCACAAGCUUUUGUCCUUUUUUAACUGGUUUUACUGGAUGGUCAACCUGAACUCGACAGUAGUUUUUUUGGGAAUUGCCUACAUUCAGCAGUCAGUUGCCAAAAACCUGUGUUUUCUCAUCCCUUUCACGUCUGUUCUCCUCGCCCUCAUCGCUAUACACAUGGUGCGCAACAAACUAACCUUCCGUCCCAAAAAAGGCAGUUCCUUGCUAACUACACUGGGAGUGUUCCUGAAUUCUCUUAAAAUGUGCUGCCUCCAUUAUCGCCAUUUAAGUGGAGAUGUUGCCAACUGGCUAGAUCGUGCCAAGGAAAACAAUGGAGGUUGUUACAGUGAGACCAGUGUGGAAAAUGUCAAGAUUCUGGUCAAACUUUUCCCUCUUUUUGGACUUCAGCUUUUAUAUCGAGCUUGCAUUACCCAGAUUCCAUCAGGCUAUUAUCUGCAGACUAUGCAUUCCAACCUAAAACUCAACGGCUUUCUCUUGCCUGUAGCAGUGAUGAAGGUCAUCAGUAUAUUGCCGGUGUUGAUCUUAGCACCACUGCUGGAGCUUCUGAACACCUACUAUCAGUCUCCAAAGAAAAAGUUCCCUUCACCAGCAACAUUCAUAACUUUGGGUCAUGCUUGUGCAGCUCUCUCAGCACUACUGGCAGGAAUCUCUGAGAUCCACAGGAAGGAUUAUCCGGAGGUGGAGCAGACACUAUCAGGAAAGGUCCUGCAGGUGUCAUCAAUGACAUGUUUCCAGCUCACGCCCCAGUACAUUUUACUGGGAGUGGCAGAGGCCUUUGUGACACCAGCAUGCUCUCUCAUAGCCUUCUGUUUGACUCCCAGCAAUCUUAGAGGCGUCUCUUUGCAUUUCCUAACCCUCUCGUAUGGAGGUGGCUGCUUUCUGGGAGCUUUCCUCAUUCACUUGCUUUAUUUUGUGUCAGGAGGAAACUUCUACCCUGAUAACCUCAGCGGUGGCAACAUGGAGAGGUUUUUCUUUAUACUGGCCACAUUGAUGGCUAUCAACACACUCGCAUUUUGGAGAAUAUCACAAAGGUAUGCAGAUUUGAGCGUGGAGCUGAGUAGCGGUGUAAAAGACAGUCCUCUGUCGGAGAAACUCCUUCAGUACAAGACUUGUCUGCGCUUUUAUGACACAAUGGAGCGCUCCGACACCUUGACGUCUAUGGAAACUGUUUUGUGA
Molecule: messenger RNA, 1725 nt
Organism: Danio aesculapii
Lineage: Eukaryota; Metazoa; Chordata; Actinopteri; Cypriniformes; Danionidae
Gene: slc15a5
Product: solute carrier family 15 member 5
Biological process (GO): transmembrane transport
Cellular component (GO): membrane
Molecular function (GO): transmembrane transporter activity
Source: RefSeq, a predicted model, not a curated record